AGUGGAUUUGAAGUUGAGUGGGUUAUAAAAAUGUUAAAGUGGUUCAACAAAAUUUAAUGUUAAAAUAUAUACAAUUAAGCUUUGAACAUGUAAAAUAUCAAAUUAUAGGAUCAAAUAAACAUUAGUCGUACAAAUAGAUUCUAUUAAAAGCAAUUUGUGUUACAUAGUCGGCGGAGAGAUGGACAAGUGAGAAGAUAAAUAAAUCAUACUGAGCGUUGCCUGUUUUUCUCAAAAGUCCCGAAUAAUUAGCAAAACACAUGUCAAGAAACAACAAUACAACUGGCUCAGAAAUUGUUUAUCAAACUUUCACUCAAAAUUCUUAUAAAUACAUAUGUACAUGAAUUAACAAACGGCAGACAGCCGUUUUCAAUCUCAGACAAAACAGCAAUACUUCGAUAAAUGAUAAAAAUGGCGUAAAGCGGUCAGUGGCCUUCUGACAGUGAGUGCAGCGCGUGUAAUUUGCACCAGAUAACCCCCCCUCCAAGCAAUCGCCCCUUGGAGGUAAGUUGCGAAGCGGACCUUUCUCUGUUUGCGGACAGUGACAUAGUGACCGUGUUAGCGGCGGAGGGCUCAUGCCAUGCACCAGUACAGCGUCGUGGUGCCGCUGGUGGUCGCCGCGUACUACCUGAGCGCCGCGCUCGCCGCCACCUCAAUCAGCAUGCGCCCCGAACCGGACCUCAGCUUCGCCGAGUCCGUCUACGCCAAACUCUCCGGUGCAUGUCGAGCGAUAAUGGACUUGCGCUACAACUCCAUGACUGACCAAAAAGAUCUCAUAAAAACUAUGAAGAUCAUACAGCUAGACGGGAGCACAAUUAGAACGUUCCCAAUUAAUGAAGCAUUUGUAAACCUAACGAAGCCUGGCAUUUUCGACAUAACAAAACAAACAAAAAUAGUCAUCCACGGUUACAAAGACAGUUCGCAAUCUGCAGUGCCUUUGGACUUAGCUACUGCUUACAACGACAAGAAAAUGUUCAACGUAUUUUUAGUGGAUGCAGAAGAAAUGAACAAAGAUGGAUACAUAUUAUCGGCACACAACGCGCGGCUAAUAGGUAAGAGACUUGCAAACCUGUUGGCUAAUCUAGAGCACUUUGGAGCGAAUGCCGAAGAUUUUCAUUUACUGGGAAUCAGCUUGGGUGCGCAUAUUGCAGGAUGGGCCGGGAAAUAUUUCCAACAGUAUAAAGCGCGCAGCUUAGGACGCAUUACUGGGUUGGAUCCCGCAGGCCCGUGCUUCUCAUAUGCAUACAGUGGACAGCGACUAGACAAAUCCGAUGCCGCGUACGUAGAUGUACUGCACUCGAAUAGAUUAAUACAAGGAAUUAUCGAACCACUCGGACAUGCAGAUUUCUACAUAAAUGGUGGAGGACCGAAUCAACCGGGAUGUUUCAUGCCGUCUUGCAGUCAUCUUCGGGCAGCGCAAGUUUACACGGAAAGCAUAAAAAUACCAAUGUCUUUUGUUGGAGUUCGAUGCCAAAGUUGGAAGCAUUUCGAAGCGAAUGCCUGCGAGAAAGAUGAGUACGCAGUCUUGGGCUACGGAUCUUCAACUGCGAGUCGCGGACUUUAUUACUUACGUACUUCACCAAAGUCGCCUUUCGGUCUCGGGAUGGAUGGAGUGAAAAAUAUAGAACCAGUUACCGAUAACUGGUUGAAAAGUUUUAAUAUGCGUGAUUUAAAUAUACCUUUAGUUUAAGUGUUAGCUCAAUGUCGUUGUGUAAUAAAUUGUUGCCAUACUUU
Spodoptera frugiperda (fall armyworm) is the source of this 1731-nucleotide messenger RNA. It is a transcript of the gene sxe2, whose product is annotated as phospholipase A1. The coding region runs from base 578 to 1687 and encodes 369 amino acids. The record is from RefSeq and is a predicted model, not a curated record. Gene Ontology annotation, biological process: lipid metabolic process. Lineage: Eukaryota; Metazoa; Arthropoda; Insecta; Lepidoptera; Noctuidae. The transcript is spliced from 2 exons. Gene Ontology annotation, molecular function: lipase activity.